Messenger RNA from Entamoeba dispar SAW760, 372 nucleotides. RefSeq lists its product as uncharacterized. Gene Ontology annotation, cellular component: U2-type spliceosomal complex; RES complex. The record is from RefSeq and is a predicted model, not a curated record. NCBI's taxonomy places the organism in Eukaryota, Evosea, Mastigamoebida, Endamoebidae. Gene Ontology annotation, biological process: mRNA splicing, via spliceosome. The transcript has a single exon. Gene Ontology annotation, molecular function: RNA binding. Bases 1 to 372 code for a protein of 123 amino acids.
AUGAAUCAAGAAGAAAAGAAACCUUUCAAGACAAGAGAAGAUGAACGAGAUAAGAUUUAUAGAGAGAAACAACGAUUUGGUGAUCCGAUGAGACAAUUGUUUAAAAAAAGAAAAGAAAAAGAAAUAAAGAAAGGAAUUGAAGAAAAAGCACAAGAAAUGAAUGAGAUAAAGGAGGGGAAGAAAGAAAAUAGUACAAAGCAAAGACCAAAGUACCAAGGGAAAUUUCCACAAAAUAGGUUUGGAAUUGCACCAGAUUAUAAGUGGGAUGGGGUUGAUAGAGGGAAUGGGUUUGAAAAGAAAUAUUUUGCAGAAGUGAACAAGAAAAUUAUUCAAAAGAGAAAAGAAGAUUUUAAUGAUGUUGUAGAUUGGUGA